Molecule: messenger RNA, 2745 nt
Organism: Xyrauchen texanus (razorback sucker)
Lineage: Eukaryota; Metazoa; Chordata; Actinopteri; Cypriniformes; Catostomidae
Gene: actr1b
Product: actin related protein 1B
Exons: 11
Coding region: 132-1262 (376 amino acids)
Source: RefSeq, a predicted model, not a curated record
CGCUUCACCGCUCAGCCUGUGGUUUACUGCCAAAUCAACGACGGGUUUUUUAUUUACAUGAACAGAAAAUCGUAAACUUGUGCUUCUUGCGAACGAGUUGAUCGAAAAACGCAUCCAAGAGUAGGCUGAUAAUGGAGUCGUAUGAUAUUAUAGCCAACCAGCCGGUUGUGAUUGAUAAUGGUUCUGGUGUUAUUAAGGCUGGCUUUGCUGGAGAUCAGAUCCCUAAAUACUGUUUCCCAAAUUAUGUUGGGCGACCCAAACAUGUUCGGGUGAUGGCUGGUGCCCUUGAGGGGGAUCUUUUUAUUGGACCUAAAGCAGAGGAACACAGGGGACUGCUGUCUGUGCGAUAUCCUAUGGAACACGGUAUUGUGAAGGACUGGAAUGAUAUGGAGCGCAUCUGGCAGUAUGUGUAUUCAAAGGAACAGCUGCAGACCUUCUCUGAGGAGCAUCCUGUACUACUGACUGAAGCACCACUGAACCCCAGUAAAAAUCGUGAACGGGCAGCAGAGGUUUUCUUUGAGACCUUCAACGUACCAGCACUCUUUAUCUCCAUGCAAGCAGUGCUUAGUUUAUAUGCCACAGGCCGAACCACGGGUGUGGUCCUGGAUGCUGGUGAUGGGGUGACACAUGCUGUCCCCAUAUACGAGGGAUUCGCUAUCCCACAUUCCAUCAUGCGUGUGGACAUUGCUGGACGUGACGUCUCCCGAUACCUCCGCCUGCUUCUGCGCAAGGAAGGCUAUGAUUUCCACACUUCUGCAGAGUUUGAGGUCGUGCGCACCAUCAAAGAGAGAGCUUGCUACCUUUCUCUCAACCCUCAGAAGGAUGAAACUCUAGAAACAGAGAAAGCACAAUACACUCUUCCUGAUGGAAGCACUCUAGAUAUUGGCCCAGCGCGUUUCAGGGCUCCUGAGCUUCUCUUCAGGCCUGAUCUGAUUGGAGAUGAGAGUGAGGGUAUUCAUGAAGUGUUGGCUUUCGCCAUUCAGAAGUCAGACAUGGAUCUGCGACGCACCCUUUUCUCAAACAUAGUGCUUUCUGGUGGCUCAACACUCCUUAAAGGUUUUGGAGACAGGUUGUUAAGUGAAGUGAAGAAACUUGCACCCAAAGAUGUUAAAAUAAAGAUAUCGGCACCACAGGAGAGACUUUAUUCCACAUGGAUAGGGGGAUCUAUCCUGGCAUCACUCGACACCUUUAAGAAGAUGUGGGUCUCCAAGAAGGAAUACGAAGAAGAUCGUGCCCGUGCCAUCCACAGGAAGACAUUUUAAAUGGGGGUAAAGGCUGCAGACUCCCUCAUCUCUGCGGUUUCACCUCCCUCUCCUCUCUCGCUUGGCCUCCUUCUGUUCCUCUUGACAACCCCCCAGCCCGGGCCUCCAAUCUGCAGCUAGGCAUGCCUACGGUGUCCACCUGCCCAGCUCUGGUACGGACACCUGCCGGGAGUGGAGCAAGGUUUGGCCAGGCAUUCCUCGUCCGCACCCAUUUAAGCCCAUCAAACACCAAAAAUAUAUUUUCAGGGCAUCAGUCAAUACUGUUAACUAUUGUUUCAUUUGAGGCUUGUGCUUAAAAUCAGUGCUUAAAUAUUUAUUACGCUAUUUACCCUGCCCUUUAUGAUAUUGUCAUAUCUAUUCUAAUGAAACAUGAAGGUGAAUGUUUUAAUCUGUUUUAAGAAUUUAUUUCCAAAACUGAACAUAUCUGCAAUUUUCUUAUAUUUCACAAGUAGAUGACAUCAUGUCAAAGUCAAAAUAGUAUUUUUAUCUUUAUUCAUUUGACUUUGCUUGUUAUUGUUUUUGGGGUGUUAAUGACAAAGAUAAACUAUAGAUAAAGGCAUCGCUCACCACUACAACAAUUCACUGUAAUGGACACUACUGUGUUUGCUGUUUGUACCCUCCCCCCUUGAUUGUUUUAAGGCUGAAACCACUCAAGCUCAAGGGAACUACAUGUAUACUUAAAUACGAAUUAGACAGUAGGUAGCUAGAUUUAUUGCUGCUUAAAAAUUUUGACAAGUGUUAUUCUUCGUAUACAGCACAUUAACGUGGAACCAUCGGUUUAUACGAAGGGCAGAGUGUAUGGAACGUCUUUGGGUUCUGCUGUUUACUGACUUUUUGUUUAUACGUUGCUUUCCAAGAAUUCAGUUUAUCAGCUUUAAGUUAUAGAGCGUAAGUAUGUUGUUUCAUCGAUUAUGUCUCAAGUUACCGCACAGAUAUUGACUUGAUGCAAGCAUUGGCCCUUUUGCAGUAGGCAUAGCUGGAAUAAAUCAGUCCACUGAACGUUUUACUGCAUUUCCCAUUCAUCUAGUGCUCAUUCUGUCAUUUCAAAAAGUAGAGCAUUUGACUGAAUCUUUAAUUAAAUCGUCCAGUGAGUGUCUUGGAAUUUAUAAGGCUUUUAUGUUGCCAUACGACACGUCAUCAUUGUGGCACUGUUCCAGUGUAAAUUCAGAUUCUCCCCAAAUUCCAGAUUAGUGCAUGAAAUCAACUGAAUGACUGAGAUUGUGUGUUUCAAUGUAAAAUCUAAUUUAACCUGGAUAUAUAGGGCAGAGGGUGGCCAACUGGAUUUAGAAGCUAAUGGCUCUUCUGGCACUAUUAUUUCUUAGUCUAGUGCUUGUUGAAAGAGAACUGCUCUAUAAUGGGAUUGGUAGCAGGGUUGCUUUUGAGUCCAAUUUGUCCAACCUAAGAUUUGCCUUACUCCAAUGUCAUCAUUGGAAAGUCAGAGCAUCUUGGUUGCUUUUUUUUUUUUUUUUACUAUAUAGAAAAA